Messenger RNA from Stylonychia lemnae, 471 nucleotides. The record is from the annotation of a GenBank genome assembly. Lineage: Eukaryota; Ciliophora; Spirotrichea; Sporadotrichida; Oxytrichidae.
AUGAUGGAGCGAAAUAAAAACGAUAUGUUGACAUGCUUUUGCUGCAAAAAAUUCUAUAAUCUAUAGGAAAGGAGACCAGUUUAACUUCCAUGUGGUGAUGUACUCUGUAUGCAAUGCUAUCAUAACCAAAGAGAUUAAGUCUAAAACUAGCAAAUUUAAUGUCCCUUUGAUGCUUCACAUCUUUGUGCUAAUAAUUAACCGAUCAUUCAACCUUUGUUUCUGAUUAGAAGUCUUGAGUAGCAUGAUUUCUAUCUAAUCAAUUGUGAUAAACAUCCUAAACAAGCAUCUGAAGUAUAUUGCAAAAAUCAAAAUAAAAUGGUAUGCAGUAAAUGCUUGCAGUUUGACCCUCAUCAACAUCAUUUCUAAGAUCCAACAUAACACUUUGCUUUCGAUCCAAAAUUCUUAGAAGAGUCAUUUGAAAGAGUUUUGGCAAUUCUCAGAGAAGAAGCCAAGAUUCCUAUAGAUAAAUGA